GCUGGGUAAGAUCACGUCUCCGUCUCUUUCCAUAGCCCUCAUUCCAGCACAGGAUCUCGGCAAUUUCCCCCUCUUCCUAACCCCCCGCCCCAACCCACUCCAGCGCUCAGAGUCCUUUCUUCUCUCUCAUUUACAACUUUUUCUUAAAGAGAGAACAUUUUCUAGGGAAAGGGGCUUUGCUAAACAAAAAGGAUAUAAAACAAAAGCCACAGCAUGGCAUUGUCACCAGCCCCCUUUGCAUGGUGAUGAGAUUAAGGUAGCAGCAUUUCCAUUAUUCAGGAAAAGCAGCUGGGGGAUUCAUCAGUUCUGAGGCUUUGUCUUUCCUGGGUUAACUCAUGGUCCUGAGCCUCGGUUUGACCUGACCAUGAUUCCCAGGACUGGCACUUUUUGCUUUUUCUCAGCAAACUGUACAAACCCAAAUCUCUUUUUGAUUUUCAAGGAAACUAGAUUCCUGCCAGAUUUUGAGUCUGGACGAUAAAUAGAUACUUUGUCCUAGCGUCUUUCUGGAAUCAUUUCGGGAUAUUUUCCACAAGCAUCACGGAAACAGGAAUGAACCGGCAGCUAGUGAACAUUUUGACAGCCUUGUUUGCAUUUUUCAUAGAGACAGACCACUUCAGGACGGCUUACUGCAAAGACCAUGACUCCAGGUCUGGAAAACAACCUUCGCAGACCCUAUCUCCUUCAGAUUUCUUGGACAAAUUAAUGGGAAGGACAUCAGGAUAUGAUGCAAGAAUCAGGCCAAAUUUUAAGGGUCCUCCAGUAAACGUUACUUGCAAUAUUUUUAUCAACAGUUUUGGAUCAGUCACAGAAACCACCAUGGAUUACCGAGUGAACAUUUUUCUGAGACAACAGUGGAAUGAUUCACGGCUGGCAUAUAGCGAGUAUCCAGAUGAUUCCCUGGACUUGGAUCCAUCUAUGCUAGACUCAAUUUGGAAACCAGAUUUGUUCUUUGCCAAUGAGAAGGGUGCCAACUUCCAUGAUGUCACCACUGACAACAAAUUGCUGCGGAUUUCAAAAAAUGGCAAAGUGCUCUACAGUAUCAGGCUCACCUUGACCUUAUCCUGUCCCAUGGACUUGAAGAACUUUCCAAUGGAUGUCCAGACAUGUACAAUGCAGCUGGAGAGCUUUGGGUACACGAUGAAUGACCUGAUAUUUGAGUGGUUAAGUGAUGGUCCAGUGCAAGUUGCUGAAGGAUUGACCCUGCCUCAGUUUAUUUUAAAAGAAGAGAAAGAACUUGGCUACUGCACAAAGCACUACAACACUGGAAAGUUUACUUGCAUCGAGGUCAAGUUUCACCUGGAACGUCAAAUGGGGUAUUAUUUGAUCCAGAUGUACAUUCCCAGCCUGCUGAUAGUCAUUUUGUCCUGGGUCUCCUUUUGGAUAAACAUGGAUGCAGCCCCUGCCAGGGUUGCAUUGGGCAUCACUACAGUCUUAACGAUGACCACUCAGAGUUCUGGUUCCAGGGCAUCUCUGCCAAAGGUCUCCUAUGUAAAAGCGAUUGACAUCUGGAUGGCGGUGUGCCUUCUGUUCGUGUUUGCUGCCUUGCUGGAAUAUGCAGCAGUGAACUUUGUCUCCAGGCAACACAAGGAGUUCCUGCGCCUCCGGAGAAGACAGAAGAGGCAGAAUAAGGAAGAAGAUGCUACUCGUGAAAGUCGGUUUAAUUUCAGUGGUUAUGGGAUGGGUCACUGCCUCCAAGUGAAAGACGGAACAGCUGUCAAGGCCACACCUGCAGUCAACCCACUCCCACAACCCCCAAAAGAUGCAGAUGCCAUCAAGAAGAAGUUUGUGGACCGGGCAAAAAGGAUUGACACGAUAUCUCGAGCUGCCUUCCCACUAGCCUUCCUCAUUUUCAACAUCUUUUACUGGAUCACAUACAAGAUCAUUCGGCAUGAAGAUGUCCACAAGAAAUAGAUGUGCCCUAUAGACCUGGGACUUUCUUGCCUCAGUGUUGUGCUUGUAAAUACACAGUGAAAUUGUCUUUAUAUCACUUUGACAGAGGAGGAGAUUAAGGGAGGAGGGAGGGAGAGUCAUGCGGGUGGGUUACCUGGCACCUAUAUGAAAAAAGAAAACUCAUGCAGGCAAUGAAGAAAACUGCACAAAAUUAAGGUGUUUCAGAAUCACAAUAGCAUAAUUCCCUUCCAUAGUAUUUAGCAUUGUUCUUUCAAAUGACAUAUCCAUCAGACGUGAUAUGCAGGGUCAAGUUCUAGAACACUAUUUACUUUUUGGUUUGGUUUGGCUUUGACCAAUUCUGUCUGGUAUUGACAAGUUAGCUUAAAACACACAUACACACACACUUUGAAAAUGCUUAUACCAUCUGACCAUAGUGACUAGCCUAUAGUGAGUUGAGGACCAAACUUUUUCAGGAAAAUGCUGCCUCAUUUUUAAAAUAAGCCUCCUAAGCUACAUUCUUUACAAUGUCUGUAAUUAGUGUUUCACCUGAAAAAUCCUUUUGUGGGUUGUAAAUUAUUUCUACUUAUCCAGAAAACAGUAACAAAUAAACAUCAAUGACAAAGAACAAAUUUCUACUUUACUGUCUGUAUAGGUGUUCAUUUUAAUAUUAUUUUUCUUUCCUGGAUGUAAUUUUGGAGUUUAAAUUAUGUAUCAUGUAUUGUGUAAUUGAUUUGAUAGUAUAACCUCUAAGUGCUCAUUUUAUUUUAGAUCCAAGUUAGUGCACUAUAUAUAUAUAUAUAUAUAUAUACACACACACACACAUUUUUUUUUUCUGCUUUGGCUAUACUAUGAGCAAGUUUAAGUGCCCAAGUGUGACUUAGCCAUUGCAACCACUCAGCCACAGUAUUUACGGAGAUGGUGUGUCCUGACCAGUGUAGCUCAGAUUAGCUUAAACUUUCCAUUUCUGCUCUCAUUGUAGUGUCAUAGUGUACUAGUCCUAAUGUCUACUGACCCAUGAUUUCUACUGUCAAACCAAGUGAAUAUCGUUUUCAAUAUCCUUGAUUAACUUAAAGAAUUUUGAAAUUGUACUGUGAUUUUCAUAACCCGUUGCCUUUUUGGUACCAGAGCUACGUGGUUUGAAUCCUGGCUACAUGUUUUAAGUAAGAAAAAAAAAAAAAGACGUAUUUUUGCUUACUCAGAUAAAAGACAACCUGUAAAAAUAUAAGGAAAUACUUAAAUUUUACAUGUGCUGUAAAAGGGGUUAUUAUAAAAAGCAUUUGUUUAAUUUCAAUAAAGCUAAGUGUGCC
Molecule: messenger RNA, 3197 nt
Organism: Nycticebus coucang (slow loris)
Lineage: Eukaryota; Metazoa; Chordata; Mammalia; Primates; Lorisidae
Gene: GLRA2
Product: glycine receptor alpha 2
Exons: 9
Coding region: 550-1911 (453 amino acids)
Biological process (GO): chemical synaptic transmission; signal transduction; chloride transmembrane transport
Cellular component (GO): synapse; plasma membrane; postsynaptic membrane
Molecular function (GO): transmembrane signaling receptor activity; transmitter-gated monoatomic ion channel activity; glycine binding
Source: RefSeq, a predicted model, not a curated record